AUUGCGUCAGUUGGCUCUGGGCUGGCGGAAAUGACGAAGGGUUUGGAGCGGAGGUGGCUGAGCCGGGUCGGAGCCAUGUCAGCGGGGAGCACAGGGCAGCGAGAUUCUGGGGCCGCUGGCGGGCGCCGCAGUAAGUGGGACCAGCCCGGUCCGUCUCCUGCUCUUUUCAUUAUCCCUGGUUCGGCCCCACUGCCUGGCCGCCCCUUCCAGAGCAGCGGAGAUGGCGUCUCCGGUGUGCAGGGUUCCGAAAGCUCUGCGGCCCCCUCAGGGGCUCUGGAUGCAGCUGCUGCUGUGGCAGCGAAAAUCAAUGCGAUGCUCAUGGCUAAAGGAAAACUGAAACCAACAGCGAACACUACAGACAAACUACAGGCCCCAGGGAAAAGUUCGGCUACAAGCAAAAGUAAAGAUGACCUUGUAGUAGCAGAAGUGGAAAUCAAUGAUGUGCCCCUCACGUGCAGAAACCUGUUGACAAGAGGACAAACUCAGGAUGAGAUAAGUCGUCUGAGUGGAGCAGCUGUCUCUACUCGAGGGAGGUUCAUGACUGUGGAGGAGAAAGCAAAAUUAGCACCUGGGGAUCGGCCUUUGUAUCUCCAUGUCCAGGGGCAGACACGAGAGCUAGUUGACAGAGCUGUAAACCGAAUUAAAGAAAUAAUUACUAAUGGAGUAGUGAAAGCUGCCACUGGUUCCAGUCCAACUUUCAAUGGAGCUACAGUUACCGUUUAUCACCAGCCUGCUCCCAUUGCCCAACUGUCUUCCGCUGUUGGCCAGAAGCCUCCAUUCCAAUCAGGGAUGCAUUACGUUCAGGACAAAUUAUUUGUUGGUCUGGAACAUGCUGUACCUACAUUUAAUGUGAAGGAAAAGGUGGAAGGGCCUGGCUGCUCCUAUUUACAACACAUUCAAAUUGAGACUGGUGCCAAGGUCUUCCUACGUGGGAAGGGCUCAGGCUGCAUAGAGCCAGCUUCAGGCAGAGAAGCCUUUGAACCUAUGUACAUCUACAUAAGUCAUCCAAAACCAGAAGGUCUGGCAGCUGCCAAAAAGCUGUGUGAGAAUCUAUUACAAACUGUUCAUGCUGAAUACUCCCGAUUUGUCAAUCAAAUAACCACUGCAGUACCUUUAGCAGGUUUCACACAACCUGCUGCUAUAAAUAGCAUACCUCCUCAGCCAUCAUACUAUCCAUCCAAUGGCUACCAGUCUGGUUACCCUGUUGUUCCUCCUCCUCAGCAGCCAGUUCAACCACCUUAUGGAGUACCAGGCAUAGUACCACCUUCAGUGCCACUGGCACCUGGAGUGUUGACAACAUUACCCACAGGAGUACCACCUGUGCCCACACAGUACCCAAUUUCACAAGUACAACCUCCAGCUAGCACCGGCCAGAGUCCGCUGAGUGGGCCUUUUCUUCCUGCUGCCCCAGUAAAAACAACCUUGCCGACUGCUACACCGCCACAAGUCCAACCACAGCCUCAGGGCCAAAAGAGGCGCUUCACUGAGGAGCUACCAGAUGAGAGAGAGUCAGGACUCCUGGGAUACCAGGUACAGGCUUCUCCAGUCAGAGUGAAAUCGAUGGGGCGGGAUCGAAGCCAGCAAGUUCCUCAGGAAAGGAGAGAGAGAGGGACAGGCAGUUGAUGCCUCCACCAGCUUUUCCAGUGACCGGAAUGAAAACCGAAUCCGAAGAAAGAAAUGGAUCGGGGUCCUUAUUGGGCAACCACGGUGAGCACAAUGGACAAAACAAAUUCAUAUGCAAAAGCAAGUUUGACUUGCAAGGUACUGAUAUAAUGCUGACUUUGGCAAAUACUGAAAUGCCCAGUCAAUUCUGGGCUGUCCUUGGGAUUGCAACUCUAAGUGAGAAGAUGGGCAUGUUCCACUGGCUUUAAACCAUGCAUUUCUUACAUGAGAUACCUAGUUUCUGAGAGCUAAGGUAAAUAUUUAAGUGAGUGUUAGAAAAACCUUGGGAACUGUGAUAUGUGUAACUCCUAAUUUGAAAGAAAGAAGAAGGCCUCUUUUUUGUUUUUGUUUUUUUUUUAAUUUUGAUAAUCCGCCCAGGCACAGCUGAUAAGAAAUUGCUCUGUAACACUGGUAUAUCAUAUAGUUUUACAUUCCCAUCAGGCUCAAAUUGUAUAGCUCUGUAUAUUAAGACAAUCACUAACAUAAGCCAUGUGUCUAGUAGACAUUCUCCCAAAGUGGUCCACAACUAACAGAAAUCCUUAGUGGAUUCCAUCUUUUCAUAGGAUUCUGUAGCAUCAAAUAUUCGCUACUUGAGAGAACAUUUUAAAUCCUUGUUCUUGUAAGUGCUCUGAAAGUUGCACAUUUCCUUGUAUCCAAGAGCUGCAGACACAGUAUAUUUAACCUCAGUUUUUCCCCAAUAUUGAUGCCAGAGUUUGCCAUUGUAUUAGACUUCUUAUGAUUAAAUUUGGACUUUUCUUUACAUAUUUAUCUCUUAACGGUGAAAUUGCCGUCACUUAAACUCAUUUGCUAACUUUACCUUUCUUUUGUGUUUCUUUUUUCUUUCUCUGCUCUCUUACAUGGUUCUGAUGGAUCACAUGUGCUGUUGCUGGUGCUGUCUCGUGUGACAUCCGACCUUGGGUGACCACUGACCCUGUGACCUCAAAAUGGUGUCCAACUAACAAUUUAUAAUUAACGUCUUUUUUUUAUUUAUUAACUUGUUUGGGGUAUUUUUAUCUUUUUCUUCCUUCUCGGGGCGGGGGGGGGGGAGAUGUUUUUUUUCCCUCUAGAUCAUCCAGCUAAGAAGAUGAAAACGGCUGAAAAGGGGUUUGGAUUGGUGUCUUAUACUGGAGAUUCAUCAGAUGAAGAAGAGGAACAUGGUGGCCAUAAAAAUGCAAGUACUUUUUCACAGGCAUGGAGUUUGGGAUACCAGUAUCCUUCCUCACAACAACGAGCUAAACAACAGAUGCCAUUUUGGAUGGCACCAUAGAAGCUACAGAACAGUUUUUGUACCCUCAGUUACACCUUUUUUUCCUCUAGCAAUAAUGCAUGUAUAUUACAAAACGAACUUUGCAAAUGUACAUUGUUCUUACCUUUGCAGAAGCUGCUAAAGGUGCACUAUUCCCUUUUGAAAGGGAUUCUAUUAUAUUUUUACAAUCCAUAUUUCUGCAGUGAAUUUGUCAUCUAUGAAAAGUUAUUUGAAAUUACAAACUCAGUGCAGCACGGACUUUUUAUACAGUGAGGGAAUGUGCUCACAGAACAAGAACAGGGAGGUAUGUCGCUCCCCCUGCAUUUUCCACUUGCCCUGGAUAGCUUGAGAAAUGGAGACAGACAGCCAGGCUGACUUAAAUACAGAUUUUGUGUGUUUAUUUUAAGUAAUUUUCCUUUUGUCAACUUGUGUUGGUCAGUGGUGACAACAGAUGUCCUCAAUGUUUGGACUUUCACUGGAGAAAGGAAAAUCUAUGCAUUACACAAUUAAUUUUUAAGAUCAUGUUUCCUUAAAUUGCUAAUUUUAUUUAUUUUAAGCUGCUCCCAUGUGUGUGUGUUUCCCCCCUUACCCCCCUUAAUUCCAAAAUGCAAUUUCAGUAACUCAAAAUAACUUUUGGUUCUAGGCAAAUUUCUUGGGUUUGGGGGGGGGGGGGAAUAUAGGUUUUCCCCAUAAUUUUCUAUUUUGGGUGGAUUUGGCUUGCUACUAAUACUUGGACAUAUUUGGUAUAUCAGUGGUAUGUACACUCUAACCUUCUUCAGCUGGUCCAUGUGAUACUACUUGUCAUGUAGGUGUCCGUCUGUUAAUUUCUGUCUGCUUCCACCAGUUUUGUUUUAUGACUGUUUAACAAAGUAAUAUAGCAUCCUGGUUUGUGUAUCUCCAAAGACCUGAUUGCAAGCACUGCUAUGACACUGAAGCACAGAAGCGAAACCUCUGAAUAAAUUGUGGAUUGUUUACAGUGACUGGAACUGCAAAGGGGCCUUUCUUAUCAUGGCAAGCUGUUGCCAAAAGAUUACUCUUUUGUAUUGAUAACAUUGAUGUGUGAAUCCACUAAUCUGUGGUGGGACACAAUGUAAAUGGAGGUGCGGGUCUGCAUUUGAAACAUGAGUAAUAGUUUGAAGUAUUGUAAUAAGUGUAACUUUUACACAUUUUGACUACCUUGCAGGCUGGCUGGCUUUGUAUAAACUUAUUCUCUGGUUUCCUACAUGUUGUAAAUAAUUAUAGAAACAUAAUUUCCUUAUAAAUAAAUGUACAAAUAUUC
Messenger RNA from Chelonia mydas (Green sea turtle), 4187 nucleotides. It is a transcript of the gene KHDC4, whose product is annotated as KH domain containing 4, pre-mRNA splicing factor. NCBI's taxonomy places the organism in Eukaryota, Metazoa, Chordata, Testudines, Cheloniidae. Gene Ontology annotation, molecular function: RNA binding. The record is from RefSeq and is a predicted model, not a curated record. The transcript is spliced from 13 exons. Bases 31 to 1623 code for a protein of 530 amino acids. Gene Ontology annotation, cellular component: nucleus.